AUGAAGUUCGGCCACGUUUUUCAGGCCCACCUCCAGCAUGACGGCUUUCCCGCCCACUGGGUCGCCUCGGCCAUCUCCUACCGCCAACUCAAAAAAUGCAUCAAGAGAGUGGAACGCGAGCUCGCCAGCCUGGGACUUGACGCAACAACGCUGGGCCAGCUGCUGGCGACGGCAGAGCGAGAGAGGGACAAAAGGCUUGCCGAGUACCUCCUGUCCAACCCGCAGUCUUCGCUCCGAGAUGCAGGCCCUCCCGUCUCUUUCCAGCCCAAGCUGUUCAUUGCCGUGGAUGACGAGACUGGGGAACCGUUGGAUGCCCACCUGUCCCCUCUGACCAGAGACUAUCUCCAGCAGUUGGCCGUCUCCCAACAGCUCUCUCAGUCGAGCGUGUCGCGUGCCCAUGUCUCGCCGCCAGCAGCGGAGCCGAACUCGGAAGCGUCUUCACGGGGAACCUCGUCGGAUGGUACCAGCGAUUCCGAUGGACCGCGGUGGGACACUUGCCCUCACCGCAUGGUGGAGCUUUCCCUGACCUCGGACCUCGAGUUUUUCAGUAUCCUCCAGAGCGAGUUGUCCGGGUUGGCCGCUUUGCAGGCUCAAGAGCAAGAAAGGUUGAGUAAGGAGGUGAUGGCGCUGGGACUGGUUGUGACGAAGGUGACGGAGCCAAAUCGGAAAUCAGCCUCAAAGACGGACAUGGCCAAAUGGCGCAAGAUAUUCGAGCUCUACCUGGAAUCGAGCAUCUUCUUUUCAACCGCCGAACUCGAUCACGGCAAGCAUGGCUCCGUGAAGGCGCAGGAACUUCUGCAGACGUUCUCCGAUGAACUCCACCGGCAGCAUGUCACGUCAACCUUCAAGAAGAAAGCGAGUAGCGUCGCUCUAGCCCAGUUCCUGCAAUUGAACAUGACAAUCCUCCAAAACCUCAGGUUCCAGGAACUCAACGACCUUGCAAUGCAGAAGAUCCUCAAGAAGUUCGACAAGCGCACGGCGCUCGCCGUGAGAUCCACGUUCCCGGCAGCCCUGCAGCAGAGCAUGCCGCGAGACAUUGCGAAAGCCAUCUGCUACCAAGUCUCUACCGAGCUACUGCCAAUAGUUCCUCAGCUGGACGACUAUCUCUGCCCCGUCUGCUUCAGCAUUUCGUACCGUCCGGUGCGCCUGCGCUGCCAGCACAUCUUCUGUAUCCGUUGCUUGGUCGUCCUGCAGAGGGCGAGGGAAAAGUACUGCCCGUUGUGCCGGGGAGAGGUGGUCAUGGAGGCAGACAGCGGGAACCUGGACCCUGCUCUGGCCGCAUUUCUGCUCGAAUACUUCCCGGGCGAGGUGAAAGUCAAGCAAAAGGAAAACGUGAGGGCGGCAGGUGUGGACCAAUACGGUGAGACGUACAACGACAAGUGUCUUGUCAUGUAG
Diplodia corticola is the source of this 1395-nucleotide messenger RNA. Its product is annotated as ring-14 protein. Bases 1 to 1395 code for a protein of 464 amino acids. The transcript has 2 exons. The record is from RefSeq and is a predicted model, not a curated record. NCBI's taxonomy places the organism in Eukaryota, Fungi, Ascomycota, Dothideomycetes, Botryosphaeriales, Botryosphaeriaceae. Gene Ontology annotation, molecular function: metal ion binding.